Molecule: messenger RNA, 124 nt
Organism: Adineta steineri
Lineage: Eukaryota; Metazoa; Rotifera; Eurotatoria; Adinetida; Adinetidae
Source: the annotation of a GenBank genome assembly
AACAGAAGGACGAUUAUGUUUAGAUUGUGGCUUUACAAAAUUGUAUAUUAAUUGGGACUCAGCAGGUGCAGCUCGUUAUAUCGUUAACGCCACUUGUUGGCUUUUAGGAAUUGGUAAACAUUAG